UCUCUCUCUGGUCUACUCCCUGCUUUGUGUCGCAGCAGUUUUUUACUUUGACUUUGUCUUGUUGUGACGCAGAUGUUUCCUCCACAUUAAACAUUUGCAGGUGAGGACUCUGCUAUGAGUCAGUGUGAGGACAGAGAGGAGGGAGCCCCUCCCUCUAAAAAGCCCACUCUGUGUGGGGACCAUGACAGCCAGACCAAAGCUCAGAGGAUGCAGCAGCAGAAACCAGGACUUGAACCCAGCUGUGUGUCCAUGAAGAGUGACUGGUCUAUGGGUUGUCCUAUUAAAUUUAAAGAUGGACAAGCUGCUGAUGAAAGUCUACUGCAAAGACGUGAACCAGGACCUGAACCCAGCUGUGUGUCCAUGAAGAGUGACUGGUCUAUGGAUCGUCCUAUUAACUUUAAAGAUGGACAAGCUGCUGAUGGAAGAGUUCAACAGGAGAGAUCAGAGGGCCUCGAUGGUCAGUCUGCCCAGCUGCAUCAAACAGACCUGGACUCCAUAUUUAUGCUGCUGGAGGAGAACAUUGUCACCUUUGUGAAGACCGAGCUGAAGAAGAUCCAGAAGGUUCUGAAUCCAGAUUACCCAGAAUUCUUAGAGAGUCAGAAGAAGGCUGAGGAUGUGUUGGACGGUGAGGAUGAAGAGCAGAGUAGGAGCAGCAGAGACGCAUUUCUGAAGAUUACACUGCACUUCCUGAGGAGAAUGGAGCAGGAGGAGCUGGCUGACCGUCUGCAGAACAGAAGUGAUUCUGGAGUUUGUCAGUGUAAACUCAAGACUAACCAGAAUAAAAGGUUCCGGUGUGUGUUUGAGGGGAUUGCUAAAGCAGGACAUCCAACCUUCCUGAAUCAGAUGUUCACAGAGAUCUACAUCAUGGAGGGAGGGACUGCAGAGAUCAACGAUGAACAUGAGGUCAGACAGAUUGAAAUAGCAUCCAGGAAACCAGACAGACCAGAAACAAUAAUCAGAUGUGAAGACAUCUUUAAAACCCCACCUGGAAGAGAUGAACCAAUCAGAACAGUGAUGACUAAGGGAGUGGCUGGCAUCGGGAAAACAGUCUUAACACAGAAGUUCACUCUAGACUGGGCUGAAGGCAAAGCCAACCAGGACAUCCAGUUCACAUUUACAUUCACUUUCAGAGAGCUGAAUGUACUGAAAGACAAAAAGUACAGCUUGGUAGAACUUGUUGAUCGCUUCUUCAGUGAAACCAAAGAAGCAGGAAUCUGCAGGUUUGAAGAGUUCCAGGUUGUGUUCAUCUUUGACGGUCUGGAUGAGUGUCGACUUCCUCUGGACUUCCACAACACUGAGAUCCUGACUGAUGUUACAGAGUCCACCUCAGUGGAUGUUCUGCUGACAAACCUCAUCAGGGGGAAACUGCUUCCCUCUGCUCGCCUCUGGAUAACCACACGACCUGCAGCAGCCAAUCAGAUCCCUGCUGAGUGUGUUGACAUGGUGACAGAGGUCAGAGGUUUUACCGACCCACAGAAGAAGGAGUACUUCAGGAAGAGAUUCGGAGAUGAGGAGCAGGCCAGCAGAAUCAUCUCCCACAUCAAGACAUCACGAAGUCUCCACAUCAUGUGCCACAUCCCAGUCUUCUGCUGGAUCACUGCUACAGUUCUGGAGAAGGUGUUAAAGACCAGAGGGGGAGGAGAGCUGCCCAAGACCCUGACUGAGAUGUACAUCCACUUCCUGGUGGUUCAGUCCAAACUGAAGAACGUCAAAUAUCAUGGAAAAUCUGAGAUAGAUCAACACUGGAGUACAGAGACCAGGCAUAUGAUUAAAUAUCUGGGAAAACUGGCUUUUGAGCAGCUGCAGAAAGGCAACCUGAUCUUCUAUGAAUCAGACCUGACAGAGUGUGGCAUCGAUAUCAGAGCAGCCUCAGUGUACUCAGGAGUGUUCACACAGAUCUUUAAAGAGGAGAGAGGACUGUACCAGGACAAGGUGUUCUGCUUCGUCCAUCUGAGUGUUCAGGAGUUUCUGGCUGCUCUUCAUGUCCAUCUGACAUUCAUCAACUCUGGAGUCAACCUGCUGGCAGAAGAAGAAUCAACAUCCCAGAAGACUGAAACCAGAGAAGAUGGAUCUUCACAGUUCUACCAGAGUGCUGUGGAUAAGGCCUUACAGAGUCCAAAUGGACACCUGGAUUUGUUCCUCCGCUUCCUCCUGGGUCUUUCACUAGAGACCAAUCAGACUCUCCUGCGAGGUUUGAUGACACAGACAGGAAGUAGCUCAAAGACCAGAAAGGAAACAGUCGAGUACAUCAAGACGAAGUUCAGUGAGUGCAGUCUGUCUGCAGAGAGAAGCAUCAAUCUGUUCCACUGUCUGAAUGAACUGAAUGAUGGUUCUCUAGUGGAGGAGAUCCAACAGUACCUGAGUUCAGGAAGUCUCUCCACCGAUAAACUGUCUCCUGCUCAGUGGUCAGCUCUGGUCUUCAUCUUACUGUCAUCAGAAAAAGAGCUGGACGUGUUUGACCUGAAGAUAUACUAUUCUCCAUACGCUUCAGAGGAGGCCCUUCAGAGGCUGCUGCCAGUGGUCAACGCCAACAAACUUCUACUGAGUGGCUGUAACCUUUCAGGGAGAAGCGGUGAAGCUCUGUCUGUAGUUCUCAGCUCCAAGUCCUCUAGUAUGAGAGAGCUGGACCUGAGUAGCAACAACCUACAGGAUUCAGGAGUGAGGCAUCUGUCCUCUGGAUUGGAGAGUCCACACUGCAGACUGGAAACUCUCAGACUGAGUGGCUGUAACCUGUCAGAGAGAAGCUGUGAAGCUCUGUCUUCAGUUCUCAGCUACCAGUCCUCUAGUCUGAGAGAGCUGGACCUGAGUUACAAUGACCUACAGGAUUCAGGAGUAAAGCAUCUGCCCUCUGGAUUGGAGAGUCCACACUGCAGACUGGAAACUCUCAGACUGAGUGGCUGUGACCUUUCAGAGAGAGGCUGUGAAGCUCUGUCCUCAGUUCUCAGCUCCCAGUCCUCUAGUCUGAGAGAGCUGGACCUGAGUAACAAUGACCUGCAGGAUUCAGGAGUGGAGCAGUUGGCUCCUGGAUUGAAGAGUCCACACUGCAGACUGGAAACUCUCAGUCUCUCAGGCUGUAUGAUCUCAGAGGAAGGCUGUACUUCUCUGGCCUCAGCUCUAAGCUCCAACCCCUCCCAUCUGAGAGUGCUGGACCUGAGCUACAAUCAUCCAGGAGACUCAAGAGUGAAGCUGCUUUCUACUUUACUGGAGGAUCCAAACUGCAGACUGGACACUAUCAGGGUGGACUAUGGUGGACCACAGAGACUGAGACCUGGUCUGAGGAAGUAUGCCAUUGAACUGGAAGUGGACACAAACACAGUACACAGAAAACUCAUACUGUCUGACAACAACAGGAAGGUGACAGGUGUGGAGGAGCUUCAGUCAUAUCCUGAUCAUCCAGAGAGGUUUGACUACUGGAAACAGCUGCUGUGUAGAAAUGGUCUGACUGGUCGCUGUUACUGGGAGGUCGAGUGGAGAGGACAGAUUAAUAUAGCAGUGAGUUACAGAGGAAUCGACAGGAGAGAAGAGAAUAGUGCGUUUGGACAUAAUGAUCAGUCCUGGAGACUGCACUGCGCUAGAUCACAAUACUAUGUCUGGCACAAAAAGAAAUGCAGAUACAUCACCACCUCCCCCUCUACUGGAAGAGCAGCAGUGUAUGUGGACGUUCCUGCCGGCACUCUGUCCUUCUACACAGUCUCCUCUGACUCACUGAUCCACAUCUACACCUACAACACCACAUUCACUCAACCUCUUUAUCCUGGGUUUCUGGUCUGGUCUGGUUCCUCAAUGUCUCUGUGUCCUCUGCAGGACUGAGAGUCUCUCCUGUGGACAGAAACACUGACUGAAGAUCAGCUGCUGAAAUCAAAGUUCAGUCUGUUCACCAUCACACACACUCUGCACUGUGAAGCAGAUCUGAGACUCAAACACAAAAACAUUCAUCUGAUUUCAUCUCUGGGAUUAUCAACAUUUUAGCUGUUUGACUAAAAACACUUCAUGAUAUGUAACAUCUAA
Molecule: messenger RNA, 4008 nt
Organism: Sander lucioperca (pikeperch)
Lineage: Eukaryota; Metazoa; Chordata; Actinopteri; Perciformes; Percidae
Product: protein NLRC3-like
Exons: 15
Coding region: 115-3810 (1231 amino acids)
Molecular function (GO): protein binding
Source: RefSeq, a predicted model, not a curated record